Candidula unifasciata is the source of this 282-nucleotide messenger RNA. The record is from the annotation of a GenBank genome assembly. Lineage: Eukaryota; Metazoa; Mollusca; Gastropoda; Stylommatophora; Geomitridae.
AUGUCUGGAAAAAUCACUGUUUUUAUCAGCAGCGUUACGUCAAGUAUGGAGGUUCGUAAACAUCAGAUGAAGAUUCAGGAUGUGUUGUCGGGUGCUAAGAUAGACCAUGAAGUUGUCGAUGUUUCCGCAAACAAAGAGGACCUGUCCAGAAUGAGAGAUAUUGUUGGAGACUCUCAUGCUCUGGCACCCCAGAUAGUCAACGGAGAUAAUUACUGUGGGAAUUACGAGGCUUUUGAUGAGGCAGUAGAGAACAAGACGCUAAAGGAGUUUCUCAAGCUCUAA